Molecule: messenger RNA, 3479 nt
Organism: Siniperca chuatsi (mandarin fish)
Lineage: Eukaryota; Metazoa; Chordata; Actinopteri; Centrarchiformes; Sinipercidae
Exons: 7
Coding region: 564-1691 (375 amino acids)
Molecular function (GO): cell-cell adhesion mediator activity
Source: RefSeq, a predicted model, not a curated record
GAAAGUUGCAGGGUUUAGUAGUCUAAUGAACUAUUUUCUCCUGUGGGGUUUCUUUCGCUACAUACUGCAACAUGAGUCUAAAUUUGGCCUGAAGCCAUUUAGCCACAAGGAAAACAUAAUUAACAUUUGGAAAUAACGUGGCAGGGGAAGGCCAAGAAGGCCGCAUCCACAGAACAAUUACUCCACGGAGACUUUUAAAAGCGUAGAAAUAGGAAUCAAAUUUUGCACCGAAAUCUCCCACAGAGAAAUUCACACUUAGUGACACUAGAUGGCGCUGUGAGCCCAAUACUGCGCUGUGACUUUGCCUCCACGCAGAACUCCAGUAAACUGCGGAUUUGAGCCGCCGCCAGCUGGUGUUCAUUGUGCUGGUGGUGCGCAGAAUAGAAAACACUCGGAUGAGUAAAAAUUGUUUCUCGCUCGUUCUGGAGUGAUGUUACAAAGGACUGCUGGGUCGUAAGGACGAGCAAGAUGUUGCAGAGGUAGAACAUCUUCAACUGUUGCCUUUUACCUUUUGCAUGAGGACAAGUAGAGAACCACUCUUCCUCCUCCCUGUUAAAUGAGCAAUGAAGAAGAUGAUGAUCCAGGCCUCAUGUAGGAAAGGUCUGCAGGUGUGUUUACUCAUACUGAUGGUGGGGAAACUGCAGGGGAAGGUAACAGCACCGGAGCGUCUGGAAGCUCCAGUGGAGAAGCCCUUCACUCUGACUUGCAUUGUUUCGAGGGAACGAGGUGAGUCUCUCAGGCAGGUGCAUUGGCUGGAUGUCCAGAACCAGACCCUGCUGAGCUACCAGCCCGGUCUCAGAGACAGCGUGAGUGGACAGCAGCAUGUGGAGCUCGCCUCCUCCCCGAAAGACACCUCAGCUAUUACCAUCCGCAGGGUGGGCUUCCGUGAUGAAGGCUGCUACACCUGCAUCUUUGACAUGCAUCCUUCCGGUUCAAAGCAGGGACAGACUUGCCUCACUGUUACCUCUCAAGUCACCGUUGACAGUAACAAGACAGCAGUGAGCGGCAAGAAGGUUUCCCUCUCGUGCUCCUAUGGUUUGCCUGAAAAGGUGCAGCAGAUCAUAUGGAGACACACUUCUGCACAAGGAGACUCCACAGAGGUGGCCUCCUUUGCAAAGAAGAGCGACCCCAUGAUAGAGCCACCAUACCAGGGGAGAGUCUGGCUAAGUGCCUCUAUGUCCAAGAGUCAGCUCACCAUCCAGCCUGUCACUAUCCAGGACGAGGGCUGCUACACCUGCCUGUACACCACACAUCCUGACGGGCCGAAGAGCUCCACGGUUUGCCUCGCCACCUAUGUGCUGCCCAAACCUCAGGUGAGCUACAAGACCACCUCUCCAGGUGUGAUAGAAGCCAACUGUACCUCAGUGUCGCGCCCCCCAGCAGAGAUAGUGUGGAAUGUGGAGAGGGAUAACCGCACCAUGGGACCCCCUGUGACGACACAGCUCCCACAGGGAGACGGGACCACUCUGGUCAUCAGUACACUGACUGUCCAAUCAGCGCUGCUGAAAGACGUGUCCGUCAAAUGCUUGGUCCACCACAAAGGGCUUGAGUCACCGAUUGCUGUGUCCAUGAACACUAAAAUUGGGACGGCCCUCACCAUCCUGAUCUCAGUCACUACAGUGGCAGCCCUGUUGGUCAUGUCCCUCUGCUUCUGCCUUUGGAAGUGUUUCUUGCACAAAGAAGCUGAUUAAUCUUUUAGAUGAGACCAGAGGCUGAAAAGAAGAGGCAGUGCUUCUCAGAGCCAACCUUGCAGAAUUGUUUCCCUGCAUCAUCAUCAUCAUCAUCAUCAUCAUCAUCUUGGUAAAAAAAAGGGAAGAUGUUCUGGCAAACCUCUACAGGAUGUCAAAUACAAUCCUAUGUAUGAGCGCCAACUGUACAACGACAUUCAUUCUUCUGCUUCUGCACCGGACUCUUAUAUUAUUAUUAUUAUAAUCUCUAAGCUAUCCUCACAUGAAGUCAGUGAGGAAAUGUUGAGUGCAUAAUUUUUUUUCUCUCUGGCUCUGUAAUUGAUUGAGUCGAUUGCCACAACACACAGCAGAGUCACUUAAAAUACUUUCCUCUGUUUGUCUCUAUCUUUUACCAGGUCCUUAAAGGAUAAGUCUGGUGAUUUUAUAUUUUUCUUAUACAAUAAAUCCCAUGAAAAGACUAAAACCAACAACUGAUUCUACUAACAACUAUUGUCUGUGUAGCCAAAGUCUGAUACAGCUUAUUCCUCUGUGCCACAGCCCUUUAUUUUAAGUCGAUCCCAUAUACACCGUCCUGCUUCCAUAAAUACUCACUAGCGCACCAAAUGUGUAUUAAUCUGCAAUUUACUCCUGUUUGAGUAACAUUUACUAAUAACUGCAGUGCCCAUCUGUUUUAGGAGAUUAUUUAGCCUUCUUAGUUAGUCUCAGUUAGUUCCCUAGCUGAACCAGUAUUUUUUACAUGGGAUUUUUUGAAAAUAGGAAAAAAUAUAUCAAGUAUCGCCAGCCUAACCUUUAAAUAACACAGCUAAUUGGCACUAUGAGCUCACCAUUAAGGUUUUACUUCUUGUGCCUCAGUCGAAGGCCUCCGUCACUUCUGUGUGUUGUUAAAGCUGGGUGGGGCCAGGGGUGUUCUUCAUUAGUUCAACUAAGAGGGCUGCAUACUUGCGUCUUGUAUGUGUAAUAUCUAUUUUCAAAGACAGUUUCAAAGUCUGUUUGUGUGUGUGUGUGUGUGUGUGUGUGUGUGUGUGUGUGUGUGCAUAUUUGUUAGAGGUUAAAUUCCAUGGUCAGAUAGCUUGAAUUAAUUCUCUGAAGAAGCAAUGCUGAAACCCUUUGGUGCCCCUGAAAGGAAUGCGUGUCCUGUUGCCUGUCUACAGUUAGACAGAGUCAGGCCAGUUCAUGCGUGUGAUGAUAUGAGUGUGAGUGUACAGGUUGGGUUGUGGUGGGGUGGCUUAGUGGUGUGAUAAUGGUCAUGCCUAGAAGAGCCACUAUGCUGCUGUGAGUGUUCUUAAAAAAAAAACAAAAAAAACAUGCCUGCUCAUUUGUUUGUUGCUCUGGAUUGAAGUGGAACCUAAAUGCCUAAAAUAUAAUGUUAUGAGGCUUUUGGGAUAUAUCAUGUUUGCAUGUGUACAGAGGCAUUUAAAAACUUAAGCUUUACACUGAAAUAAUCUUCUAUAUCAAAGCAUAUGAUUUGAAUUUGAGUCAGUUAUCAAUGGUGUGCAGGUUAUCAGACUUCAAGAUUCAUGCUUCAAUCGGGCACAUCACUUCUUCACCAUUAAUAAGAGUUUCUUCUGUCUGCAUAGUUUCACUAUAUGCACACAGCACUGAUUAUGAGCUCAGAGCUUACAUUGGAAUAUUUUUUUAAAUAAAUGGAAAUUUAGCAUAGUAUCCAACCCUGUACAGAGCAACUGUAAGCCUGUAAAAGAAAAAGAAAAAAAUGAAACAAUGCAUUAUGACCAACUAUGUAAAGUUGAUGUAAUAAUUGCACCAAACAGAAUAAUAAAAAUAUUAAAAAUG